Molecule: messenger RNA, 3285 nt
Organism: Vigna umbellata (rice bean)
Lineage: Eukaryota; Viridiplantae; Streptophyta; Magnoliopsida; Fabales; Fabaceae
Source: RefSeq, a predicted model, not a curated record
UUGAUAAAUGUCUCUGUAAACCUGGAUGCCACUUAUUUCUUCCAAAUGUAAAAUACUAAUCACAAUUAAAGAGGAUGCUAUAAGAACUAACAACCUGCUUCUAAAGCAAUAAUCACCAAUUUCGCUUAUGCAAGAAUUGUAGGUAAUGAAACUUUGCUCCAGAAACUGAUUUUCCUAAUCUCAUCUUUAAUUCUGUUAUUUCCAUUUCUCUUCAUGCAAUUGCUGCACAUGUAAACAUAUUUACUUUUUCUUAAUGUCAACCUGUGAAACUAUUGUGCUUUUGCAUGAUGUUUUUGUCCUUGUCUCCUCCUUUGCUCUCUACCAUUUAGUGAUUACGUUUUCAUGCAUGCACUGCAGGACAAGAGGCGGGAUACAUGGUGUAUAGGAAAACUUUCACAGGAGCAUCCAGGAAAUGUAUACCCUAUCAUCCAACCUAGUGCUUCUACGGUUAAACCUGUGAGACCAAAUCGAGACAUGGGACCACUUCUUCCUUUUGAGGAACUUGUAAAUGAAGAUGUUUAUGUGGAUGAGCCCUUUAAGCAAAAGGACAAUAAUAAAGAUGAUGCUAGCAAGGAUUGUAAUCUCCCAAACCCUUGUGCUUUAUUGCAUGUAACAAACAGGAAAAAGGCACCACGGAAGAAAAGCUUGCCAAUGCAGGAGGACAACAAAUUUCUAGAAUUGCAAGCAGAAUAUGAGAGUUUGUUUCUAAAAUUUGAAACUGAGAGAACUAUAAGUGAUAUACAGCUUGAAUCAUUGAGAAAACAGCUAAUUGAUUCAAAUUCUUUCCAUUCUAAGGAAUCUGUUGAGUCUGUAAAUUAUGCCCAUAAUGGUUGCUUGAUUGUUGAGAAAAAUGCGAAUUUUAGAGAAUCAGAUGCUAUUCUUGUUAUCAAGAGACUUCAAGAGCAGAUUAAGGUUUUGGAAAUGGAAAACUUAUCAAGCCAACAAAGCUUGGAUAAUGUUGUUGAUCUGGUUGCAGAGCAGAAUAUAUGUGGUAGGGAGAAAUGCAAAGAGCUCUAUGAAGAGCUUAUAAAUGCACAACAGGCAGCUCGAUUGGCUAAUGAGCAACUUACUUUCACUGAAACUGUGAGCAACAUUAAUGAUGGAAAUCUUGACUUUCCAAUCAGUGUUUCCAUGGAAAUUGAAGAAAUUGCAUCUGAAAUUCAAAACUCAAGAGAUGUUGUUCAAAGUGCUAUGUUUAUGGUGGAUGAUGCUAUUAAAAGUUUCUCUGCUCUCUGUGAUACUCUCCUUGUUUUCAAAACCUCAGUAUAUGAGGAUUCUGCAGAUCAAAUUUUAAUCUUGAAUAAUUCUCAGAAUUUGAUUUCUUGCCUAAGAAAGAAAAUAUUUGAGCUUGAAAGUGAGAAGGUUCUUCUAGACAACCAAGUAGUUGAUCUACAGAAGCAUCUUCAGGAAUCAAACCUAGAUGCUCAGAAGUCCCAAAAUUCUUUGAUGGAUAACUUAGAACAACAGAAAUUUGAAAAUGCAGAGUUGAUUUCUUAUAUUCAAACUCUUGAAAAGGAUUUAUCUUGUUUGACAUCAUCUACAGUGGCCAAGGAUAGAGAAACUACAAGAAAAGAGCUGGAGAAGGUUAAAACCAAGUUAAAAGAAACCGAGUCUAAACUUAAGAUUGCGAUACAAGAGAAAACAAAAAUUGAGGGUGAGAAAGCCUAUGCGGAGCGAGAGAUUAAACAAUUGCGUGGCCAAAUCUCUCUUCUUGAACGUGAUAUCAAUAAACGUGAUUCACUUGCGGGAAGAAGACGUGAUUCAAUUGUUGAAAGGGGUUCUAAGAUAUUUGAUCCUAAAAGACCAAAGGGCCUAGAACAGACAUUACAGGAUGAGCACAAAAAACUGGAAGUUUUGGCAUUUGAAUCAGAAACAAGAAUUGCUUCGUUAGAAGAAGAAAUAACAGCUACGUUGAAGGAGAAAGAAGAGGUGAUAUCUAUUAAUGAAGGUUUGUUGUUAGAACUGGAAGGCUUGACUGAAAAGCUGAACACAUCAACCACUGAACUAUAUCAUUUGAAGGAGGAAAUUUAUGCUCUUAAGCAAAGAUUGGAAGAAUCUGAUAUCAACCAAGAAAAUUUGAAAAGCUCUAUCAAAGUACUAAUGGAAGAAAAGGAAGAGUUGGCUAUGCAACUCACUGAUUCACUUUUGGAAAUAGAGGAGGAAAGGGCAAUAUGGUCUGCCAAAGAGAAAGCAUCACUUCUAGCUAUAGAAGAACACACAAAGUCAAACAAUGUGCAAAUUACAUCAUUAUCAACAAAAUUAUUAGAAGUAGGGAAUGAAUUGGAAUCUUGUAAAGAAGAAUGCAAAACCCUACGUGAAAGACCAACUACUACAUAUGAACAUUCACAUACCAAGGAAAAUUUCGGGGAAAAGGUUUCGGAGAGGGAUCAACUGGAAAAACACAUUGAAACAACCAAUGCUGAAGGCAAACAAUCUCUAGAACUAGAAAUGUCAAAAGCCACUUCAGAGGUACAACCUUUGGAGAAUGAGCCGCAUGACUGUCCCAUGGAAGAGAAAGAAAAUGAAACUCCGAAGGAACUGGAUGUUCUUGAUAAAGGAGAUACUCUAUCCAACCCGAACGUGCUUCAGAAUCUCGAGACCAAACUAUAUCAUUUGACAACAGAAAAAGAUAUACUGACGAUUGAGAUGGAAGAUCAACAGAAACAAAUGGAAUUUCUGCGAAAGAAUUUCCAGGAUGAGUUAUCGAAGGGAAAGGUCCAGGUUGAAGAACUAAGACAGAAACUUUCUUGUAUGGAAGUCAAAAUGCAUGCGGAUGGUGUAACAAACAACAAAGAAAUGGCUAAGCUCAGAAUGAGACUCCGUGGAACACAAGCAAAACUGGAUGCUUUCCGUUGUAGAUACAAGGAAGCAAUCGAUGAAUCAGUCAUAACAAAUAAGAAGUAUAAAGACCAGUUGGCUUCAAAAUGCGUAGAAGUGCUUAACCUAAAGAAAGAGUUAGCAGCAGUCAAAAGCCAAUAGGAAAUUUGCAUGGUAUGUUAAAGGAUGCAAUCUCGCAUCUUGGGUCACCUCACUCUUUGUUUAUUAAAAUUACAGGUCAGGCCAUCAUUCCAAAUGGUCUCCGUAAUAUGUAAUCUCAUCCAGUUGUGAAAUCUUGAAUGAUUCGUGUUUCAAUUUCAUACAAUUCCUCAUAAUAACUAUGAAUUUCCUGCAAAUCCCUUAUAUUAUAAGAAACUCAAUUAGUAAAUUGUGACUAGGGCAUGAAAUGGAAGAGUUAAGGCAAAUAUGCAAUACUUACUCUCUAAAGGACCACAAAUCAUAGCACCA